Drosophila willistoni is the source of this 4695-nucleotide messenger RNA. It is a transcript of the gene aux, whose product is annotated as cyclin-G-associated kinase. Lineage: Eukaryota; Metazoa; Arthropoda; Insecta; Diptera; Drosophilidae. The coding region runs from base 167 to 3742 and encodes 1191 amino acids. Gene Ontology annotation, molecular function: ATP binding; protein serine/threonine kinase activity; AP-2 adaptor complex binding. Gene Ontology annotation, cellular component: cytoplasm. Gene Ontology annotation, biological process: positive regulation of Notch signaling pathway; protein phosphorylation; regulation of clathrin-dependent endocytosis. The transcript is spliced from 9 exons. The record is from RefSeq and is a predicted model, not a curated record.
GCGAAUUUUUUAUGGCUCGGGCGAAUUAGUUAGAUCGAAAAGUAAUGAAAAUUAAAAAAUGUUUAAAUGUUUAAAACAAACAAAAACUCGUAGCUAAAACUGUUUGCGUUAUUCGAAGUGCUGCAUCUUCUUUCGUUCCACACACACAAAAACACAUCCACCCAGAAUGGGGGAAUUCUUCAAAUCGCUCAACUUUAACUAUUUCAAUCCGACAAACAGCAGCAAUGCUAGCGAUGCAAGUGCCAGCGUCACUGAGGCAGCUGGAGGAGUCAACUUGGACAAUGAAUAUGUUGGCCAGGUGGUUGAUGUUGCUGGCCACAGGUUGCGCAUCAAGAGUGUGAUAGCUGAAGGCGGUUAUGCUUUUGUAUAUGUCGCCCAAGAUCUGCAAAAUGGAACGGAAUACGCCCUCAAGCGACUGAUUGGAGCCGAUCAACAGGCCUGUCAAGCCAUCUCCAAUGAGAUUAAUAUACAUAAACAGCUAUCGGGUCAUGGCAACAUUGUUGGCUUUGUUGGUUCCAGUUGCAUAGCGCAAGGACACCAUCAGGGAUCUCAGUUUUUGCUACUAACCGAACUGUGCAAAGGUGGUUCCCUGGUGGACUGCUUUAGGAAUUCAACUGCACCGCUUGAUCCACCUGUUGUCUUGAGGAUUUUCUAUCAAAUGGCAAGAGCUGUAGCCUAUAUGCAUAGUCAGGUGCCAGCCAUAUCCCAUCGGGAUAUUAAGAUUGAGAAUUUCCUCAUUGGCAAUGAUAAACAAAUCAAACUCUGCGACUUUGGUUCGGCCACAAAAGAUGUGCUGGCUCCCACCUUUGAGUGGAAUGCCCAGCAGCGUAAUAUGCUGGAGGAUAAGUUGAAUACUGUGACUACUCCCAUGUAUCGUGCACCUGAAAUGCUGGACACCUGGUCAAAUAAUGCCAUCGGUCCGAAGGCGGAUAUAUGGGCUUUGGGUUGCAUUUUAUAUUUUCUGUGCUACCAGAGGCAUCCAUACGAAGAUGGUGGCAAGCUGCGUAUUAUCAAUGCCAACUAUGUGUUGCCCCCAGAGCCGCGGGGAGCUGCCUGCUUUCGCGAUAUAAUAAAAGGUUGCUUCAAGGUGAAUCCCGUUGAGCGCUUGGAUAUUGCAAUGCUACUGGAGCGUCUGGCUUCCAUUGCUGAGACACAGAAUUGGUCACUUAAAGGUCCAGUGGAUCUGCGCGGAGUUCCAAUUGAGACAUCACCGGCAGAAAGUCCAUCUAGGAGGAGCCCACCUAGACAAUCGGAGUUUUACGUCAAUAAUGCCAAUUCUCAGGCUAUGCCGCAUCCACCACAACAGCAGCCACAGCCAGCUCCAAGCCAUGGCAAUGGCAACGGACAAGGAGGUAGCUUAUUGUCCUCGCUACGCGGAGGUGCUGGAACUCUCUUCAAAAACCUCAAGGAUACAUCUUCAAAGGUUAUGCAGACUAUGCAACAGACGAUUGCGCGCAAUGAUCUGGAUAUUAGCCACAUCACCUCACGUAUUUUGGUUAUGCCGUGUCCUUCGGAUGGCUUUGAGUCAACCUACAAGACCAACAACAUUGAAGAUGUUCGACUGUCCUUGGAGAGUCGGUUUGCCCCGCAGAAGAUAAGCAUUUACAAUUUUGGAGCUCGCACUGUACCUCGCCUGCCGCCGCCUGUGCGCACUGUAGAAGCGGGAUCCGUGUACGGUUGUCCACAGGCGCAUGCACCCAAUCUCCAGGGUCUCUUCACUGUAUCGGCCGAUAUGUAUAACUUCCUCAAUGCUGAUCCAAAAACGAUUGUAAUCGUACAAACGGGCGAUUCGGGUGGAUGCACUGCAGCCACUGUUAUCUGUGCCCUGCUUAUGUAUGCCGAUCUGCUGCAAGAGCCAGAGGAUGCGGUUCAGGUAUUUGCCGUCAAAAGGCACACAAUUAAUCUGCGACCAUCCGAGUUUCGUUACCUCUAUUACUUUGGUGACAUUUUGCGGCCAACUCCAUUGCUGCCUCACUAUAAGAACACCAAUCUGGUGUCGCUCAGCUGCCAGCCUGUGCCACGCAUGACCAAAGCGCGCGAUGGCUGCCGCAUUUAUAUGGAAGUCUAUUGCAAUGAGAAGCUGAUGCUAAGCACGUUGCAAGAUUACGAAAAGAUGCGGUUGCAUCUGGCUGGCCCUGGAAAAAUUGUGCUUCCUAUUAAUCUAACAGUUUGCGGUGAUCUGACUAUAGUAUUAUACCAUGCACGGAAUGCUCUUAAAGGCAUGGUGCGGCCACAGGGUCUUAAGAUUUGUCAAUUCCAAAUUAAUACCGGCUUUAUACCUGAACCUGAAACGCUCAUCACUUUUAAUAGCCACGAUCUAGACGAUUUGCCCGAUCCAGAGCAAGUGCCCCCCAAUUUCUGUGUAUCUUUGUCGCUAAGUGUAACAGAUACGGAAAGCCCACCAAGUCAUAAGCCGCCAUGGAUUCCGGCCAAGGGCAAACGAGACGCCAACAAUUUAUUCAGCUCCGACUUGGAGUAUGCCGAAAUGUUGGAUAACUUUGUUACCAAACCCAGUUCUCGUUCGUCGCCGUCACCGCCGCCAUCGAUAACAAAGCAACCACAGCGAUCUGGCUCACCGCUGGUCCUUCCCGAUGUCACUGAAAUUGCUCACGAGACUCCGGCUGCUAUGCCGGAGCCGUCGCCACCCAUUGAUUUGCUUAAUCUAAAUCAACAGCCAAGUGAUGCUCCAGUUUCUAACCCCUUGGCAAGUGCACUACCGAGCACAGAUGCCAGUUUCGAUCUAUUGGGCGCGUUCGGAGAUGAUGACUCUUCUGGCAUUGCUUCGGCACCAAUUCCGGAUAUACUGCCGCCACCGCCACAACCGAAAAUCAAUUCGGAUCUCUUCGAUAUUUUCAGUGGAUCGACUAUGGAUCAGGGCAAUGCGCCCAGUCUUAAGCCAUCAACCGCAACGGGAGUUCCGCCUUUUGUGGGCUCGGUUCCGACUUUUGUUACCCAACCAGCUGCACCUCCCAGCAAAGAGCCUUCGCCAACACAAACCAAAAAGCCUUCUUCAGACCCGUUUGCUGACAUUGCCAAUCUGGCUUCGGGUCUGAACAUAAACUUUAAUCGGAGUACGCUAAGCGGAAAAUCACCAGUGGGCAACAGCCCACAGCCAACGCAGCACUCCAGCCCCACACACAGGCCUACACCAACUCAACCUCAACCACAAGUUCAGACACAGCCGCAGCCCACGCCCACAUUUGCAAGGACGCCACCACAGCAGCCGCAUCAGCCACAAACCGCUCAGUCUCGUCCGGAUUAUAGUCGCACCCAUUUCGAUACACCGAAGUCCAACCAACAGACACCUGGUGGAGGACCUAAAGGUUCGGACAUCUUUGGAGAUAUUCUGGGUCAGCAAGGCUAUUCAUUUGGCAGUAAAAUGAGUCAAGGUCCUCGCUCCAUUAACGAAAUGCGCAAAGAGGAGUUAGUUAAAGACAUGGAUCCCAAGAAAGUGCGCAUUAUGGAAUGGACCGAUGGCAAGAAGAACAAUAUACGGGCUCUUCUCUGCUCCAUGCACAUGGUUUUGUGGGAGAAUGCCAAAUGGCAACGAUGUGAAAUGUCCACGAUGGUGACGCCCGCCGAGGUGAAGAAGGCCUAUCGUCGUGCCUGCUUAGCCGUGCAUCCGGACAAGCAUAAUGGCACCGAACAUGAGGAAAUCGCCAAGCUAAUCUUUAUGGAACUAAAUAAUGCUUGGACGGACUUUGAAAAUGAUGCAACGCAACAAAACAUGUUCAAUGCGUAAAACGCGUCCUAUAGCUAUAUUUAUAUACAUUAAUCAAUUAUUAUAUGUAGUCGUAAAGCAUAUAUAUAGAUAUAUAUAUAUAUCCUUCAUAUAGCCGAGUUUAGUAUAAUGCUAGCAAUUCAUAAGUGUCUAAGCUUUAUAAGUAUAAAGUACGACAAGUACGAAGAGUAUUUCUGCAUAUGAUGAGAGAUUAUGCACUCAAAUUAGCCACAAAAUGUUGUAAUCCAAAUUUUCAAAUUCUAAAAUAAUUAUGGACAGUUUACUUAAUUAUAUUCUAUUAUAAAAAAACAAAAAAUCAAAACCCUACAACAACAACAACAACAACGAAGUUCACACAUUCCCCCCCUUAAAGCGGUUGAGGCAAAAACAUAAGCUAUACAAAAUUCGGUACAGUGAUUAUUAAAUAGCUUUCAAUUAUGACUUUUGCAUAAUUGCCCAGUUUAAAAUAAAUAAUAUUGGUGUCUCGAACUACUCUAAGUAAUUGAAAUGUUUUUAGACUACAAUAGUUAAUUUACAAGUAUAAAAGCAAUCAAAGAAAUGACCAAGAUUAAUAUGCAAUUAAUUACAAUCGGAAUUCAACCAAUAUCUAGAGUACAAACCUAUAAAGUAGAAGCCUAUGUUUUUCCUUAACACAAUUCGUUUCUCAAUUUAUAAGCAUUUCGUUUCUACCCCGCUCCCCUCUACACGUAUAUGUAUAGCCAAUAUGUGAUUAUGUCCAAUGCCUAAAAAGAAACAUAUAUAUAUAUAUAUAAAUGAAAUAUCGUGGAAUAUAAAAUUACAUAGAAAAUGUAUAUUAAUGUUUGCAUAAUGAAAAGAGAUAAACUAUGUUGGGCCGAUGGCAAAAGUAAAUAUAUAUAUAUGUAUAUAUAAGUAUGAAAAGUGUGUUUUAGGCAUUUGUCCUCUUUAUAUGAUAUAAAUUCUUUAAACAUUUCAAAAUGAAAUGAAACUGUUAA